AUGAAUUCAAAGAGGUGUGCUGGUUGUAAGUAUUUAAGAAGAAGAUGCCCUUCUAAUUGUAUACUCUCUCCUCAUUUUCCUCCCAAUGAUCCUCAAAGAUUCGCUUGUGUUCACAAAAUUUAUGGUGCUAGCAAUGUUGCAAAGAUGCUUCAGCAAGUUCCAGUGCAACAACGAGCUGAAGCAGCAAAUGCCAUGUACUAUGAAGCAUAUUGCCGAAUCAAAGAUCCUGUGUACGGUUGUGUUGGGACGAUUGCAUUACUGCAGCAACAAAUUUUCGAUGCUGAAUGCCAACUAGCAAAAAUUCAAGCAGAGAUUGCUGUCCUUAAUGGUCAUCAUGAAGCAACACACCAAAAUCAGCAAGUUAAUGUUGCAACAAGCUCUGCAAACUUCACCUUGGAAAGUGGAGGAGAGGGCACUUUCUCAUCAACAUAUGACCCUUCAAUCUGUCAAUUUUAUUAG
This is a messenger RNA of Coffea eugenioides, 459 nucleotides long. Its product is annotated as LOB domain-containing protein 23-like. The coding region runs from base 1 to 459 and encodes 152 amino acids. The record is from RefSeq and is a predicted model, not a curated record. The transcript is spliced from 2 exons. NCBI's taxonomy places the organism in Eukaryota, Viridiplantae, Streptophyta, Magnoliopsida, Gentianales, Rubiaceae.